GUGAAAAAAGUUGCGAGUUUGGCAAGUUGCUCGAAAUGAACGAAAAGUUUCCGCUUUUGCUGUUCAUGAUAUGUCUGCUGCGGGCGCAGCCAAGUUGGACGCUGGAUUACCUCAAGCUGAAGAAACUAACCGCGGAUCUGGUAAAUGCCAUUGCGGAGGCUAACUCAGGAAGGAAGUACGGAACCGAAUGGGUUCCGUCGCUGGGACAAGCCCUGGAAGAGGUGCAUAUAACAUCGUCCAGACGAUGUUUCCUAUUUAAGAUAUUGACCAAGAAAGUGGAGCUUCUCUGCCCGAGGCCUCCCCCAUACCGUCCCCCUUCCCGACCAAAACGGAGACCAUCGCCGACGCCACCGCCACCACCACCUCCACCACCACCACAAACAACUCCGUCGUUUCCAUUAAAGGCACUCGGUACAACUACAACUACAACUACAACUACAACCGAAGACCCAUUUAUGCCCCCGUCAGCCCUCUCGGAUGGCCUGGAGUACCCCGAUGGUUCCUACUUUCCCUGGUGCUAUAUGCCGCACUGCCCCACGAUUUGUCAACCACCCUACUGUUAUCCGUGCAGAUCGCCACACUGCGAUCCCAAAUGCGUCCCGCCCGACUGCUAUCCACCCUGCAAGGAACCGGGCUGUACGCUCCCACCGACCUGCUGGCCACCCUAUUGUCCGAGUCCCUGCACUUCACCCUUGUGUAUUCCCGGAAACCUGGGCAGGAUGGCAAGCUGCCUGCCUCCCUACUGUCCACCGCCCAUGAAUUGCCAGAAGCCCUACUGCCCGAAGAUCUACAAGCCGCCACAGGCCAGAUCGAUUUUAGGGUUCGGAGCGUGUCCCUUGCGUGACAUAGUCUCCAGAACGAAUCGGUGGGGAUAAUCGGCCAAAGUGAAUAGAUCAUAAGUGGAUACUGAUAUUCGCUGAUUAUCUGGCGUCAGCAUAGAUAGUAUGUGCAUUAAAUCGUUGUAUUAAACAAGAAUCCAUUUGACACUCUA
Messenger RNA from Drosophila simulans, 991 nucleotides. Its product is annotated as extensin. The transcript has 2 exons. The record is from RefSeq and is a predicted model, not a curated record. Bases 36 to 875 code for a protein of 279 amino acids. Lineage: Eukaryota; Metazoa; Arthropoda; Insecta; Diptera; Drosophilidae.